UUAUUUUCGAACUUUCUUCUCUAUAUGUUCUAUGCUUCACUAAUCCACAAUAAAAAAAAAACAAAAAAACAAAAUAAACUCACUUCUUUCCUGAGAAUAUAACGGUCGAGGCGAUUAUUAUCCUUAGUUUGAAAUGCGACAUCGGUCUGUGUAUCACGUAUUACGAGUGCCCAGCCCUGUAUCUCUGUGCUUAUCCAGUGCUUAUCAUUCUUAUCAGUUGCAGUUGUAGAGAAUAAUAAUACGCAAUUGUUUUUCAAACGGACAACGCAGAUUAACAGAGACACUCUUGGACGUGUAAGAUAAUCACGUGUUCCGUCUGUGGUGAUUUUCAUUCAAAUUUUUCCCUCGAAAUCAUGAGUAACCCGGCUAAUUGUCCGAUAGUCUUUCAAAUGAGCGACACGGUCCAAGUCUGGUUAAAAGCCUUGGAGGUGUACAUCAAUGAGCCAGCUGUAAAGAAAAGUGAGCGACAAAUAGGGUACUUGGCAAGUACAUUAACAGGGGACAAUAAAGUGGCUUGGUUAUUAAAGGCAAUAAGUUUCAUCGAUUUAACUACUUUGAAUAGCGAUGAUACAAGCAACACUGUGGAACAAUUGUGUAAAAAUGCUGCAAAUCCUGUAAGAAACCUGCCAUUUCAAUGGACUAAACCACUUCACACAGCUGCUGUUUGUGUUUAUCCAACCAAAGUUCAAACUGCAGUAACUACUUUAAAGAAACUAAACAAGACAAAUGAAAUCAAAGUCGCCAGUGUGGCAGCAGGAUUUCCUUCUGGACAAUAUCCAUUGGAGACUCGACUGGAGGAAGUACGUUGUGCCAUAAAAUAUGGAGCUCAGGAAAUAGAUGUUGUGAUCGAUCGUUCGUUAGUUUUAAAUCAUGAUUGGGUAAAACUGUAUGAGGAGUUGGCAGCUAUUCGUAAAGUUUGCAAUGAGAAUCAGAACACAUCAGUAUGUUUGAAAGUUAUCAUAUCAUCAGGGGAAUUAUUCAAUUUAAAAGAUAUAUAUAGAGCAUCCAUGGUAGCUCUGUUUGCUGGUGCUAAUUUCAUCAAGACAUCCACAGGAAAGGAUACAGCUAAUGCGACGCUGUCAAUGGGCAUUGUUAUGUGUAGAGCAAUAAAAGAAUAUGAAAGACUGACCACAAAAAAGAUGGGCUUUAAACCUGCCGGAGGUAUUAAGACUGCAGAAGAUGCUUUGCAAUGGAUGGUCUUGGUUAAGGAAGAAUUGGGAAAUGAGUGGUUAACGAACGAACGUUUUAGAAUUGGUGCAUCUAGUUUAUUGCAGAAUAUUGGCAAUGAAAUUAAUAAAAUAUUUCUAGAAGAAAAGCCAAUUCUAGAACCCAGAGAUCCUGCCAGUGAAGAAAAGAUACCUGAAAGUUCAAAAGAAGAAAAGAAAGACAAAAGGAAAAUUCUACAGUAGAGACUCCAGAUGGAAAAAAACUUCAGAAAUUAGAUCUGAUGAAAACAGUGAUAAAAUAUUUUUUAUAUCGUUUCUAUAUAUUCAUAAUUUUAAAAGUUUGUUUAUUUUUAUAAAUGGAAAUAAAUUUUAUUGCAUAAU
Messenger RNA from Solenopsis invicta (red fire ant), 1547 nucleotides. It is a transcript of the gene Dera, whose product is annotated as deoxyribose-phosphate aldolase. Gene Ontology annotation, biological process: carbohydrate catabolic process; deoxyribonucleotide catabolic process. The coding region runs from base 354 to 1409 and encodes 351 amino acids. The record is from RefSeq and is a predicted model, not a curated record. Gene Ontology annotation, cellular component: cytoplasm. Gene Ontology annotation, molecular function: deoxyribose-phosphate aldolase activity. The transcript is spliced from 5 exons. NCBI's taxonomy places the organism in Eukaryota, Metazoa, Arthropoda, Insecta, Hymenoptera, Formicidae.